AUGGGGGUGCUUUGGGUGAAAACACAACAAAUGAGAGAAGUGUGGAGCCAAAAGGUGGUUCAGUUGGCAAUAGAGGCAGCAAUAGAGGAGGUAAUAGUGCCAAGGGAGCAAGAGGCAGUGCCCCAGAAAGAGUUAAUGUCGGGAGAGGGAACGCCAGGCAGCUGGGUAGCACUAGCAGGCUGCUGGACGACACUAGUAAGCUGGGUGGCACUAGCAGGUUGCUGGGCGACACUGGAGGAGAGGAGGGCGACUCCUUGCGUCGUGUACAAGAAGGCAGAGAAGUUUUGGGUGGGCAACGCCCUUGGCGGGUGUGAUCUGGUUGGCGACACCGGCGACACCGGAGGUCUGAGCGGUGCCCUUCGCGCUAGAGGCAACACCCAUGACAGCCUAAGCGGUGAUGCCAGGAAUGGCAGAAGUGGAGGCGUUGCCCUCGGCGUGGACCAGGCUAGUGUGAGCGUUGACAGCACUGGUGCAGGCGACAAUGCUGGGAUGCUAGGUCCUGACGAGCGGUUGUCUGGCAUCUGCAGAGAACAACGAGCAAGCAUACUAAACAGCGAAAGCAAUGUCUUGCAUUUUGCCAAAGAGGGACCGUGCUAG
Messenger RNA from Ilex paraguariensis (yerba mate), 597 nucleotides. The record is from the annotation of a GenBank genome assembly. Lineage: Eukaryota; Viridiplantae; Streptophyta; Magnoliopsida; Aquifoliales; Aquifoliaceae.